Molecule: messenger RNA, 3683 nt
Organism: Limulus polyphemus (Atlantic horseshoe crab)
Lineage: Eukaryota; Metazoa; Arthropoda; Merostomata; Xiphosura; Limulidae
Product: tyrosine-protein kinase CSK-like
Exons: 11
Coding region: 1-1281 (426 amino acids)
Biological process (GO): protein phosphorylation
Molecular function (GO): protein tyrosine kinase activity; ATP binding
Source: RefSeq, a predicted model, not a curated record
AUGCUCAGUUUGGAAAGUAUGAAACCUAGUAAGCUGAAAAAGCAUUUUGAGCAUCUUCAUGAAGAAUUCAAAGACAUUGACUUUUUCAAGUGUAAAGUGAAGUCUCUAAAGGUGAAAUUUGACAUUAUCCAAUAUAAACGCAUUCAGUCUCAAAAAGGAGCGGCAGGGUGGUUCCAUGGAAAAAUCAGUCGAAACAAAGCAGAAGCUCUUCUUCAUGCAGGGGAGGAUGGCCUGUUCUUGGUUCGUGAGAGUACUAAUUUUCCUGGAGAUUACACUCUGUGUGUAUGCUACAGGAAUAAAGUUGAACAUUAUCGAGUUAUUUAUACAGAUAACAGACUUACCAUUGAUGAAGAAGAAUACUUUGAAAAUCUGUCCAAGCUAGUAGAGCAUUAUCAGAAGGAUGCAGAUGGUCUUUGUACCCAUCUUCGAAAACCUGUUCCGAAAGAAGGAGGGCUUGAGUUUUCUGUUGACUCUAGUGCCUUUGAACAAGCUGGAUGGGUGGUUGACAAAAAAGACCUAAAACUUGGAGAAGUGUUAGGGAAAGGAGAAUUUGCUGAUGUUUCACUAGGAACUUUACGUGGCCAAAAAGUAGCUGUCAAAAUUUUAAAAGACUGCAGUAAAGCUACUCAGAAAUUUCUUGGUGAAGCUUCAGUGAUGACAACGUUACAACAUGCAAAUUUGGUUCAGCUGAUUGGAGUUGUUUUUGAUGGACCAUCUGUCUGCAUCAUUACAGAAUUUAUGUCCAACGGAUCGUUAGUGGAUUAUUUGCGAUCUAGGGGACGUCAGCAUGUUUCUAAGAAAGAUCAAAUAGCAUUUGCAACGGACACCUGUGCUGGAAUGGCAUACUUAGAAUCCAAACAUGUUGUACAUAGGGACUUAGCUGCAAGAAAUGUCCUAAUCUCUGAAGAAGGAGUUGCCAAAGUGUCUGAUUUUGGUCUUGCAAGGGAGGAAUCUUUUAAUUUGGAAGGAGGAAAGUUUCCUAUCAAAUGGACUGCACCAGAAGCUCUGAAAUACAGUAAAUUUUCCAAUAAAUCAGAUAUGUGGAGUUUUGGAAUUCUUCUAUGGGAAAUUUAUUCUUUUGGUAGAGUGCCUUAUCCGAGAAUUCCACUGGCCGAUGUAGUCAAACAUAUAGAAAAAGGGUAUCGUAUGGAAGCUCCUGAGGGUUGCUCUCCAGAGGUCUAUGAGAUUAUGCGACAGUCUUGGGAUUUAGAUCCAAACAAACGUCCGUCUUUUACAGAGAUUUUAAAGAGACUAGAGCACUUACGAUCUUUGACAUUCUGAAUAGUUAAAAUGGUUGGGAAAUUUUGUGAAGUGAUUCUCCCAAGUUCAACUUUGAAAUUUUGUGGAAGCAAGUUUCUAGUACUAACUGGGCAGUAUGUGCCUUAUAGAAGUGAAGGAAACAUUGGUGUUUGCCAGUAAUAUAAUAAAGAUCCAGCAUGUAAUACCGAGGCUUUGAAUGUGCUGGGGAAUUUUGUUUCUCCUACUAAAAACACUUUGAUUUGUAAUAUACAAAAGUAUGGUUGAUUUUUGUUUUGUGGUGUGUAAUUUAUUACAAUAAAGAGCAUGAAAUGAUGAAAUUAUUAAAACUCCCAUUUUGCAGUUUUUUUUCAAUAUAAAUGUGAAAGCUUAUUAAAACCUUUUUUCUUCUCCUAAUUAUUUAAACUAUCAUAUAAUAGAUAUUAUUUGCCGGUUUUCUUCUUUUGUUACCAAAGCUACUUAUAUGAAUAUGAAAGUGCAUCCUCCCAUUACACUGUUAAUGUUUAAAGCAACUCCAUUUUUUGUUUUGUUUUUAAUUGUACAUAUCAAGUGUUUGUGAUAAUUCCAAACUGUUUAAUAUUUUGUAUUACGUAUAAGAAUGGUAAAUUUAAAUGUGUGUGUGUGUAUUGCAGUCAGGAAUUAGCUAUACUUUGUUUUAUUAGUUGAUUAUAUUUUAUGCAGUUCUCAUUUUUCUCUUUCUUUUUAUCUUUACAAUAGAAGUCUUCCAAGUCUUUCUUUGUAUUUAAGAUACUUAUAUUUUGUGCUUUAUCAGUAAAUACAAUUUGUAAUGAGCAGAAAAGAAAUUUUUGAACAGACUGGUAAUAACAGUUUUCUGAACUAAUUUAUGAAAGGUGUUAACCAGAAUUAAUAGUGUAUAAAAAAUGCUGUAAUUAAUAUUUAGCAGAUGUAAAAUGAGCUAAGCUAUUUUUUAUAUGAAAUUUAAUUGUAUUAAUAUAUGAAGGUAGAAUAGUCAAAAAAUGACUAUUUUGACACUAUAUUCAUUUUCAUCAGUUGUUAGUUUUAACAAGUUUUUUAAUAAAAAGGUGAUAAGAAAGAACAUUACAUCAUAAUCUCAGAAAUUACUCUUGACUUUGUAUACAAGGCUUUUUAUUCUGCUUUUCCUCUAUAAAUAUAUCACAAUAAUGCUGAAAAUGGACAUUUUGAUAUGAUUUUUUUAGAAUAUUUUACGUAUUAAUGAUGUGGUAAAUAAUCAUUUUUGUUAAUAAUGUUCUGUCAUAAAUAGCCAAGUUUACUGGGGCCUCACAAAAUACAGUAUGAAAUUAUGUAUGUAUUGUAAACUGGAUUUAUGCUUUAGUAAUUUACACUUAAUUUUACUAAAAUAAUUGUUUUAAGUAUUUGAAUGAAGAGAAGGUGCUUUUUUCAACUAUGAUAUAUAAGGCCAGCUAUUUAGUAUUAGGAAGGAUUUGUUUGUGAAAUUUUUAAAGGCCUAAACUAAUAAAAACUUCAAAUAUUAAAUAGCUUUAAAAUUUUGAGAUUUCGAUAUAUUGGACAGGAAGUUUUGGUAACUGGUUAGCAUGUUCAUAACUUGAUGUCCCCAAAUUGAAAGGUUAGAAUAAUUUUAAGACAAAAUAGAAGCAUGAGAUGAGUGUGCUUAGAAUUUUAACAAGUACAGUUUCUCCUCAAAAAUACUGUCUUUGCUAUGAUUCAGUCUAAACUAUCUCAGCUUGAUUGGUGUCAAAAUUAAGUUUCCAUGAAGUAUCAAUAAUAGCUGCUAAUUAAGGCAUGUGGACAUUUGGUACUUGGUAAAGUUCAGGCAUUUAUGGCAGAGAUAUUGUAAUGUGUAUAUUAAGAAAUAGUUAAGAAAGUAUUUGCUACUUGUUUGUGUUUACUAUAUUUAACAAGUCUUAGUGUUGCGUUAAAUGGUUAUAAAUAGAUACAAUACCCAUUCUCUUAAACCAUGACAGCAUUUUUAGUUUGUUUCAUUUCAAUGUAAACCUGUUUAAUUGAGAAGUUUAGUCUUGUGGGUACUGUGAUUAGAUCUUGUUUUUUUUUUCUGUCAGUUUUCAUAAGAGAUUAAAACUCUUGGUAUUGAUGAUGGUUAUGUAAAAUGUUUCUCUACAAGGUAAAUAUACUUAGAAGUAGUUCAAUUAUGUUCACUGUUUUUACUGUCAUCCUUGUCCUGUUCAUCUGUGUUUAUUUCUUUCUGUACUUUGAAAAAAAAAAUGUUAUGAUACAGUAUUUAAUUUACACAAAGCACGUAGUUUAACACAAGUUUUAGUCGGUAUUUAUAGCUAUGAAAAUAUGUGAUGAAAAUUAAUUACAGGAGAAAGAAGUUUUAAUACAUUCACUCUUUUCUUUGUUUAUGUUUUAUUUAAAAAAAUAUGGGUUUCAAUGGAUGCUGACUAAUGAACAGUUAUCAAGUGUUACGAUGCUUUAAAAGUGUUGGAUUAAAAGCUUAAAUCCUC